UCGUACGUUUGCAACAACUACAAGUAUAGUAGUAAACUGGACAGUCAGCGACGAUGGUGGUGAUGACAUUGUACAAUACAAUGUUACGUUGAGUAAAGAUCAGCAGUUUACACAGAUAGUGUAUUCAAGGAAUCUAUUUGUCUUUAACAAUACUGAUUUGUCAGAAAAGGGUGGAACGUUUACUAUACCAGGUCUUUCUAAUGGAGCAAUGUACUACACGGAGGUUGCAGCAAAAAAUUGUGUUGGUGAGAGUGUUUCUGUUACACAGUCUUGCUCUACACACUGUGAUAGCUGUAUCUGUCCAUUUUCGCAACCACAAGCAGCCAAAGGAGUAUUUACAUCUGAUGACACAAUAACACUGACAGUAAAUGCUCCUGAUCUUGGCUGCCAAAGUGUCAACUACUUUGUUAGAGAUUUAAUGUCUGCUAAAAGUCUCGAGUCAUCUUUUUCUGUCAAGAAUGGUAUUGUAACUAUUACCAUAACAGGACUCAAGGCAGGAGCAAAUUAUACAGUUCAAGUGUAUGCAGCAGCUGAUCAGUCACAGGAGCGUCCAGUAGGACAACCAGUCACAAUAAGUAUUCAAAUAAGCAAUCCAAGUGGAUUGUCGUCGGGAGUCAUAGCUGCAAUUGCUGCUCCGCCUGUCAUCAUAGUCAUGAUUGUGUCUCUUGUUCUCUGGUGGUUUAAAGCCAGAAGAGCAUCUUCAGAGUCAAGACCUCCACACGUGGAAACUACAGAAGAUAUAAGAUCUGAUUAUGAUACUGUCAUGAGUCAGUCCAGUGCCUAUACUGCAUUCAAGGCCGUGGCAGGAGGAGGAAAUCCAAGAUCAGAAAUCAGAAUGCAGGAAUCGAACGCCUAUGGUGUUGGAAAGAUGCAACAACCUGCCCACCAUGUUCCACAGUAUGAAGUUGUGAUGUAAAGUCACGUGACGGAAUAACAAGCAAUUUACAAAUUGCACGCUUAUGGUGUUUUGCUGUUUGACUAAGCGCUAACUUAGUGAUUUAGUCUUUUCUUGUUGUGCAUGUCACUUUGCAAGAGAAGUAAUGAACGCAUUAAUAUUGCUAGCUAAGCUGAUCAUCGUUGACUUAAUUAAUUAAUUAAUGACUUACCAGCAAUGGUGACUGUGGCA
Molecule: messenger RNA, 1126 nt
Organism: Corticium candelabrum
Lineage: Eukaryota; Metazoa; Porifera; Homoscleromorpha; Homosclerophorida; Plakinidae
Exons: 3
Coding region: 209-916 (235 amino acids)
Molecular function (GO): protein binding
Source: RefSeq, a predicted model, not a curated record